Molecule: messenger RNA, 1374 nt
Organism: Ascoidea rubescens DSM 1968
Lineage: Eukaryota; Fungi; Ascomycota; Saccharomycetes; Ascoideales; Ascoideaceae
Exons: 1
Biological process (GO): xenobiotic detoxification by transmembrane export across the plasma membrane
Cellular component (GO): membrane
Molecular function (GO): xenobiotic transmembrane transporter activity; antiporter activity
Source: RefSeq, a predicted model, not a curated record
AAUAAAAAAAAUGUUACAUUUUUAUCCGAAUUAAAAGUUUUAACACAUUACUCUAUUCCUUUAAUUAUAACUUUUUUAUUAGAGCAAAUUUUCUCAAUUGUUUGUACUAUUUCUGUUGGAAGAUUAGGUAAAAAUGAAUUAGGCGCUUGCUCUUUAGCUUCAAUGACAGCUACCAUAACUCUAGCUAUUUUUGAAGGUAUUGCAACCUCUUUAGAUACGUUAUGCCCACAAGCUUAUGGCGCAGGAAAAUAUAACUAUGUUGGAAUCCAUAUUCAAAGAUCCUUUUUUUUCUCUUUAUUUUUAUUUAUCCCCUUUGCAUUCUUAUGGUGGAAUUCUAGAAUUUUUCUCUUAUUUUUAAUUCCGUUUGAAGAUGAUUCAAAUUUAAUUGAUUUAACUGUGCUAUUUUUAAGAAUUUUAAUCAUUGGUGUCCCUCCCUAUAUAGGUUUUGAAAAUUUCAAAAGAUUUUUACAAGCCCAGGGAAUCUUUGAGAUUACCACUUAUAUUUUAUUUAUUUGCGCUCCAAUUAAUGUUUUUUUAACUUGGUUUUUAGUUUGGCAUUCAAAAUUCGGGUUAGGUUACAUUGGUGCUCCAAUUGCUACCGUAAUAAACUUCUGGCUAAUGUUCAUUCUUUUAAUUCUUUAUAUUAUAUUCAUUGAUGGCAAAUUAUGCUGGGACGGUUUUACUUUAAAGGCUUUUCAAAAUUGGGAUACUUUGUUGAACUUUGCUAUCCCCGGUGUGAUAAUGCUAGAAGCUGAAAACCUAAGCUAUGAAGUGCUUACCCUAUUAGCGUCAUAUUUUGGCACUGCAGAGUUGGCUGCUCAAUCAGCGGCUUCAACUGUAGCAUCACUAACUUAUAUGAUGCCCUUUGCUGUGGGUAUAGCUUCAUCAACUAGAGUUGCCAAUUUCAUCGGUGCCAAAAAAGCCAAUCAAAGUAAAAUCUCUUGCAAAGUCGGUAUUGUUUCAUCAAUUUUUAUCGGUUUGCUAAACUGUUCUAUACUAUAUUUCAGUAGAUUUCAACUUGCCUCUGUUUUCUCUAAAGAUGACCAAGUGAAAUCCUUAAUAACUAAUAUUUUCCCAUUGAUAUCGGUCAUACAAAUUUUCGAUUCAAUCAACUCUGUUUCCGGCUCGAUUUUGAGAGGCCAGGGCCAACAGAUAAAGGGCUGCAUUAUCAAUUUUUCCAUAUACUACUUUGUUGCGAUUCCACUCAGUGUUAUGUUCGCCUUUUAUUUCGACUGGCAGUUGAUCGGGUUGUGGCUAGGCAUUGGGAUCGGGUUGUUUCUCAUUGCGGCCAUACAGAGCUGGUUUGCCAUGAACGUUGAUUGGGAGAUGCUAGUCAGCAAAGCCUGCGAGCGAAACGAACUCAAGUUCACCUAG